AUGAAGCGUCGUGAGCAGCGCCGACAGCGUGAGCGCGAGCAGCUGCCGGCUGCCUUGAUGAAGCUGGCCCAACUCAUUCCAUCCGCCGAGGAUGGGCGCAGCUACCUUGCAAGGGAGUUCGCCGACAUCACACAGGACAAAGCAGGGUUGAAUGGACCGUGCUCCGCGGAGGGAUGUUGGCACGAUGAUGACGCAGGCGACGCGUGGAUCUGCGGCAGCGGGCUCGAGAAACUGCUGUCGGUUCUAGGAGAGGAGGCGUGUCCUGAUGGGGUUUUCGAUAUUGUUCGUAUCACUCGCCGCGUGCCGCGCAGCCAAUCCACGAUUGACAGAAUCAACGUGGCAGAGUUGUGUUUUGCUCUUUCCCAGGCUUCCGGUCCGGUGAAUGUCCACGAGCGACGUCGCACUGCUGCUGCCAUGUCCGGACCGCUGGACGAGACGAUACCUCUUCUGCAGUACUACCGGGGCAGUCGAUUUGACGCCAUUGUGCGUGGCGAGGACCCGUCUUCUCCUGCGGGUCGACAAGCCGCCGCCGCCGCCGCACUAUCGGAGGAAAACGGCAGCCAUCCUGAGAUCACCUCUGAAGGCAACGACAGCAGAAAGAACGUCGACUCGGAAUGGCCGGCAUUCGUGCAGAGCAUGUCUACGCCGCUUCCCAUGACGCUUCGCCUGCACCACUGCGAGCGUGCUUUGGAGACCAUCGCAACCCGCAUUCUCACCACACCCGACAUUGCCGCCGUGGUGCGUCCCGUGGCUGCCUUUCCGUCCAGUUCUGGUCUCUACUCCUGCAGCAACAGCGACUACCACAGCCACAAGCGCGUGGAGUACGUCUGCCGCACCCUGCACACUGCCAGCGCCGUGUCAUUUCAGGAGGUGGUAUCGGCGAUACCGGUGUUUGUGCUGGAUGUGCAGCCGCAACACACUGUCGUGGAUCUCUGCGCGGCACCUGGGAGCAAAACAGUGCAGGCGUUGGACACGAUGCUGAGCGGUGGGUGGUCUGCAGACGUCUGUCGAGGGGUGCUCAUCGCAAACGAAAAGGACAGAGUGAAGGCGACGCAGACACUUCCGGCGCGGCUGAAGCGCUACCACGCCCCGAACGUGAUGACGACCCGAUGUGACGGUGUGCAGUGGCCGCGUUUGUACCUUGACGAUCCUACGAACCCGAGCAGCGAGCCGCAAGAACGGCAGUUUGACCGCAUCAUUUGCGACGUCCCGUGCAGCGGCGACGGCACCAUCCGCAAGGAGCGUUCCAUCGCCACAACAUGGUCGCCAAGCUACGUGAAGUCCCUCGUGCCAACCCAACGUGCGUUGCUGUACCGCGGCCUUGACCUUUUGGCCACAGGGGGCAUUCUCGUCUAUAGCACGUGCAGCAUGAAUCCGAAGGAGGACGAGGAGGUGGUUUGUGUCGGGUUGGAGACUUUCGGCGACAGUGUCGAGCUCAUCGACGUGAAUGCGGUUCUACAGCAGAGGGGAUGUCACCUGCACUCGGCAGGAGGCAUUCUCUCCCCGAAUGUAGAGGGGUUGCAGCACCCGGUGCUGCCGCCGACGUACGACGGCAAUAAGGUCCUGCGCAUUUUGCCGCAUCGUGAUGACACCGGCGGGUUCUUUGUGGCGGCUUUCCGCAAAGUAAAGCAGCCAGACUGGACGGCGCCCACAGUGGUUCGACACAAGCUGAACCACUGGACGAAAGGCAAGCUGUGGGCGCCGGUUGGCGUCGAGGACGAGGCGUGGGUUAACAUAUCAACCUUCUAUGGAUUUAACCGCCAUGACGAAGCGAGCUUCGUUUACUAUGACGCCGCUAGCUCUUCGUCCGGGAAAGGCCUCGUGCCUCUGUAUCACCUCAAUCCAAAUGGUGGGCCCAUACGCCGCAUCGUGCUCUCGACUCCCGCGCUGGCGGAUAUGGUGCUGCGCACACGUCCGUACAAGGGCCCUGGCGUGGAAGUGGUGUCCGUCGGUGUGCGCGCCUUCGAGGCAUACGACGGGAAGUUUUUGCCCGCUGCGGCCUGCCGGUGGCGCGCCGUCGUCGAGUCCGCCUCUUUUCUGGCACCGCGCUUUACUGCCCGAAGGCUGCACUUCCGCGUUUCGAAGCACAAGCAGCUACUCGAGGAUCUGCUCCGAAACGGCCACGUUUACCUGCGAGACCACUGGAGGGCAGUGCUGGGCGGGGAUCCUGCUGUUGUAGCCGCUAAUGCGAAUCCGAAGGCGCUGGUCAAGCCUGGGAGCCGACUCGAGGCGUUGCUAACGCAAGGUAGUUGUGAAUCUACCAUCUCUGACGAGGAGUUGGCGGUGCUGCUGGCAAGCCAGGUGGAGAUAGGGUGCGUUUUGGUGGGCAUCAUCUCCGACGAGCCGACCGAUGCAGCCGCUGGUCCGUGGUACAUAAGCGCGACGCUGAGCAGGCACAAGCUGGAGCUCGCUAUCGAUGGCUCUCUGCGUGCGUUCGGGCUGAUGGCAUUUUUUGGCAUUCACGACGUUGAGCGUGCCUCGCUGGUCGGGAACAACACCGGGAGUGCGGUCGCAGACGAAGCACCGGAGGAGCAGGCAAAAGAGGCGUAG
Molecule: messenger RNA, 2550 nt
Organism: Leishmania mexicana MHOM/GT/2001/U1103
Lineage: Eukaryota; Euglenozoa; Kinetoplastea; Trypanosomatida; Trypanosomatidae
Product: putative methyltransferase
Exons: 1
Coding region: 1-2550 (849 amino acids)
Biological process (GO): RNA methylation
Molecular function (GO): methyltransferase activity
Source: RefSeq, a predicted model, not a curated record